Molecule: messenger RNA, 1290 nt
Organism: Vitis riparia (riverbank grape)
Lineage: Eukaryota; Viridiplantae; Streptophyta; Magnoliopsida; Vitales; Vitaceae
Product: NAC domain-containing protein 21/22-like
Exons: 3
Coding region: 179-1024 (281 amino acids)
Biological process (GO): regulation of DNA-templated transcription
Molecular function (GO): DNA binding
Source: RefSeq, a predicted model, not a curated record
UAUAUAAUAUUGCAGAACAAAGAAACCAAAGCUUCUAUUCUUUAGAUCUUCUUCCUCCCACCUCCUCACCAGUUCCCCCCAGCUGUGUUAGACUGCUUUGGAAAUAUUUAUAACUCAUAAAAGCUUUUGGAGUCUUUGCCACCAACCUUUUUCCUCCGAACCAAACAACAACAUUUGGAUGGGUUUAAGGGACAUAGGAGCCACACUGCCUCCUGGGUUUAGGUUUUAUCCCAGUGAUGAGGAGCUGGUAUGCCAUUACCUCUACAAAAAGAUAACAAAUGAAGAUGUUUUGAAGGGUACUUUGGUGGAGAUUGAUUUGCAUAUUUGUGAGCCAUGGCAGCUUCCUGAUGUGGCUAAGCUCAACUCAACUGAGUGGUACUUCUUCAGCUUUAGGGACAGGAAGUAUGCGACGGGCUACCGAACCAACAGGGCUACAACAUCUGGAUACUGGAAAGCCACAGGAAAGGAUCGACCCGUGCUCAACCCGACAACCCAUGAGGUGGUGGGCAUGAGGAAGACAUUAGUCUUCUACCGAAACCGAGCUCCAAAUGGUAUCAAAACCGGUUGGAUCAUGCAUGAAUUUCGGUUGGAGACCCCACAUAUGCCCCCUAAGGAGGACUGGGUGUUAUGCAGAGUCUUUCACAAGACCAAGUCAGAGAGCAGCUCCAAGCUAAGCCCCCAAUAUGUGUUUGACACUACAGCCAGUGCCUCUUCUCCACCAACUCAUGAUCAAACCCUACCAUGUGGGUACCAGCAAAUACCCUCAUUCUCCCCAACCCACCCCCACCAAAACCAUGACCAAACCACACUGCUAAACCUAGCAGUCCUAAGCCCCAAUCUUGUCCACUUCGCCUCUCAGGAGAUGAAUCCAUGCGCUGCAGCCAAUGAAAUCAACUCCAAAGGUAGUGGUGCUGAUGAGUAUGGGUUCUUGUGGGACAUGAGCUGCAGCCUGGGAGAUGGGGUGCCUUCAUCAAAUCUGGAGGACAUGAGAUUUGAAGAGAACAACAGUAUAGUUUUCCUAUGAAAACAUACUCCAAAAAAAAAAAAAAAAAAAAAAAAAAGUAAUAAAUGAAGGAAAAACACAUACCCAAUUAAUUUCUUGAAUCUUGGUCAGGUUAUGAUAUGCAUUUGUUGUGUUUGAAUUAAGCUUAUUGUUUAGUUAAUUAAGACAUAUAUGUAUAUGGUAGGUUUAUUUAGCUUAUGUUUAGCUUAUGUAUACAUGUUUCAUAAAUCAUUUGGGCUUUGUACAAUUUAAUUAUCAAAAUCAUAUUCUUUAUUUUAGCUAGUAAA